This is a messenger RNA of Sycon ciliatum, 3984 nucleotides long. RefSeq lists its product as uncharacterized. The transcript has 5 exons. Lineage: Eukaryota; Metazoa; Porifera; Calcarea; Leucosolenida; Sycettidae. Bases 224 to 3154 code for a protein of 976 amino acids. The record is from RefSeq and is a predicted model, not a curated record.
CGUGCGCUCGGUUGAUAGUGGCUGAAAAUAGAUAAGGGAGGGAGGUCUCUCUGGGAGUGACAGAGAUUCACUGUUCUUGUCUUGUGGGGCGGCGGCGUUAGAUGCAGUAACGAGUAUUUUAUCCAGAGGACGGCAGCGUCGUGCGCUGGAGGUGCUGUGGCCAUGCGCACAUAGCCAUUGCAGGCACACAGCUCGCUGCUGGAGGAAAAUAAUUAUAAUUAUCAUGAGCCUACUGGGCACGGGAGAGAAGAAAAUGAUUUGCUGUUCUGCAGAUGUGAGAGGGAAGAUGAUGGUGGCGGCAGCUGUUAUAGUUUUUCUUGUUUUCACCACUGGUCUGACUAGUGCGAGGCCAGUAAGCGUUUGUCCGAGCUGGAGCGAUGGCCGAGUGCCGCUGCUGGGGUUAGACGGGCACGCUAGUGUUGACGUUGCGUUGCCGGGACUGGCGCAGGCCAACAACGAAUUGCUCGAAUGCCGUGUGCGACCUGGGAUGACGAUCAGCCGGAGCGUCGUGUUCAGGGGUUCUGAACGCUGGUGGUUUGAGGUCAGUCUGCCGCCUAUCACCCUGCUUGAAGUAGACUGCAACCAGCGCACUAUUGCAGGCAAUGUGCUGGUGGGAGAGCUCACUGUUGUCUGUGCACGAUGCCAGCAUGCGUUCGACCUGGGCAGUGAUGCCUCGCUGAAUGAAAGCAACGUGUCCAUAGCAGAAUACGCAGAACAUUUUGGCCACCGUCUCGAUGAUGACAGCUCUGCUGAUCCGGGGCAAAGAAGUAGACGCUUACGACGCUCAUCGCCAUCCUCUGCUGAUUUGGCUGGCGGCGGGGGUGUGCGCCGGCCGCGACGGAAGAGGACGCUCGCACAGGCACUGCUUGCGUCCGUGGCGGAAGGCGUGGUCUUGAUGCUUUUGAUUGCGCUGUGCACGUCUAAAAAGAAGUCUCGAAGCUCUCCAAAGGCAUCGUCAGGUGAGCUCAACGAAGUGGCCUCGCGUCCAAACGAGUCGAAUGCACAAGCCCAAGAUGCUACGGCCACAGAGGAGAUCAGUACCGUACCUACACCCAGCAGCGUGGAGGAGCAAGGCAACGAUGCAGCAGCCCGGUCUCCAGCAGCCACACCGGAAACUACUGAGGCAGCAGCUGGCCAGGAGAGCACCCUGGAACAGUCGCCUACGUCAAAGAGAGAAGCUGGCAGCACAGAAAAGGCAGGGCCCGAAGCUAAAGACGCAAGCGACACAGGUGUGACCGCUGCAACGCCAGGAGAGCCGGCGGCAAACCAGGCGUCUGCAUCACCAGCGAAGGUUGCAGACAAUGACAGCAGCACAGCUGCUGCAUCUCCACUCAGGACAUCACCACAACAAACUACCGCCGAUGGUGCGCAGGACAGCACACCACUGCAACGCGAGGAAGUGGUUUCUCCGUCGUACGAGUGCAUCCGCGGGCAGGGACAGGAUGGCUCGAUUGAGGAAAGCGGCGACGCAGUUGUACAUCACACGGUGGUGGAAAAUGCCGACGGCUAUGUGUACGCCAACGUGGAGGGACGCAGCGUGUCCGUUUCCAAGAGGAAGGAAAAGAAACGCGACGAUGGAAACGACGAUGAUGACGAUGAAGACGACCCGUCCUACGAAGCUGUCAUUGCACCUACAGCAACACUACCAUCGCCGCCGCCGUCGCAUGCAGGCAUAGACCGUGGUCGCUCGGCCAGUCAGCAAUCGGCCUUGAGUCACCAGGCGUCCAAGUCGGCCAGUCUGCAGCGCAGCCUGCCCGAACCGGUCGGAGAGCCGGCGUUUGUCGUCCAGUCUCGCAAGCCGUCGAUAUCGGUCUCUGCCAGUGACAUUGCCGCCGAGCAGGAGGACGACCCCACCUAUAGCUGUGUGGACGAGUCCAAUGCCGAGGCUGGUGCCGGUAGCUCCGGGCAGCGCUCAUCCGACAUGUACGAACGCGUUGAUGAGGCGUUCCGCAGCGGUAUGCACCAGGACGAGCCGUACUCUCGGGUGUUCGACGACAUCAGCGAGACGGGGGUCGAGUCGCCCUACAGCCGCGUUAGGGAGAACAGUCAGGGCAGCGUCGGCGCAGCCAACCUCUCCCCAAGUCACGGAGGCAGCAGCUUGUCGUCUGCACAGACCGACGGCGUGCCGGAUAAUGACGACUCUUACGACACGGUGUUCGACUCGCGCAAGUCGGCCAAGCAGAAGUCACCGCAGAAGGAGGCAGGAUUGCAGCGCAGCCCGAUUCCCGAGGAGGAACCGAGCUCUGGCAAUGGCGGUGUCGCCGAAAGGAAGACCAGCGCGGGAACGCACGACAUCUACGCCCGCCCGGAGAAAACCCACCAUCAGCCAGUGGUUGCACACACAGAGGAGGGAGUGUACGAGAAACCUCCCCAACUGGCACCCAAGCAGCCCGGGGCGGAAGUCCUCGAGUCGGCCGUGGUGCACUACGAAGCCGGCAAGGAAGACGCUCCCAUCGAGGGCAUCCCUGUGCACGACAGUGGAGACCUGUACGCCAUGCCAGGCAAGGGGACACUGGGCCGGGAGGUGCCGCCGGAGCUUGAAGCACGCGGCGAAGAGUCUCGCGUCUUGCUGGCGCCAUCUCUGCAAGCAGAAGAGCUGGAGGAUGGCGGCGGCGGUGGUGAAGGAGGCGGUGGUGGCUACGCGUCUGUGAACGAUUCCGAAUUCGACGCCGUGCGCCAGGAGCUGCAGAUCUCCGGCGGCGGUUCUGCGCCUACUCACCGCAAGGCCAGCAAGGGCAGCCUGGCAAGCGUGGGCAGUAAGCCAGAAGAUGGAGAUGCCGACGGUGCUGACCCGCUGUAUUCCGCUGUUAAGGACACGGGUGUUGAAGAGGCGAAGAGCACGGCUGAGAAGCAGCAGCAGCAGUCCACUCGCAAAGGGCACGGCUACAGCAAGGUGACCAAUGAGAUCCUGGGACCACCGAAAGAUCCAGAUGCCGCUGUCGGCGACCCAGGCUAUCAAGAGGUCGACGCCAAGCUCAAGGAGCAGCUGGCCAAGAUCCGCGCAGAAGGCGCCGAGUCUCCAGCAGCCUCUCCUAGCAGGAACAUUGCACGCUCGCGCGCACAGACCACCCGGCUACCCGACGAGCCGCCCCCGGCCAUUCCAUCCAGCCAGCGUCCUCGUGCAUCUACAAUGGAUUCCGUACGGAUGCUCUGAGUACCACUAGGUAAGAAACUAGCCCCACGAAUUGCUGGAGAUCCAUGCGUGACUGUCCAAUUUCAAUUUCAACAGCUAUUAUGCACACCCGCACACUCGACUGGAGCUGCGAGUCGAACGCGAACCGUGAAUUUUUUUUAAUGCACAACCGCGACUUUCACGAAUUUUAUGCUCGGCUCCAUGUCGACGCCGUACACACUGCUUUCCAAUUCUAUGCUGCUCACUGUGUAGCCCUGCUCCUGCUGGUACAAUCUUGAACACUGAAGCUUUGUCAUGGCACUAUGCGAUAAGCAUGCGUCAUUGGCAGAGCUCACUGUACAUACAUAUUCUUAUCAGACUUAGCACCGUGCGAUCACCUUUUGACAGAGUUUUUUUUAUUAAUAUUCUUAUUUAGUGCUUUCUUUCAUUGGCAACUUCUGAUAUCUUUUCUCCCUCGUUUCCCCAAUUAUACCCAUGAGAAAGAGAGAGAGUGAGUGCGUGUGAGUGAGUGUGUGUGUGCGUACGUGUGUGUUUGUAGUGGAGCCCUAUGACAAAUGGUGAGCUAGAAGAAUGGUGUAAAAACUUCUAAAAAGAAUCCCGUUUGAUAGCACGGCCUCAUGUACAUACAAUCAUACGGGUUGACACAGAUUCGUACAAGUGAAACACUUUUUUGUUCUCUUUCAUUAUCAUCAUCAUCUUUACACUUUUGUUUUAGUUUUUUUGCAGCAAACUAUUUGAUUAUAUUUGAGCUGAUUUCUUUUCCUUCCUUUGGCAAAAAACUCCUUAUAUUAAAUAGGCGAUUUCUGUUUCUAUUUCUCACAGAUCUUGGCACAUCACGUGCAGGCAACCAA